Molecule: messenger RNA, 2516 nt
Organism: Pogonomyrmex barbatus (red harvester ant)
Lineage: Eukaryota; Metazoa; Arthropoda; Insecta; Hymenoptera; Formicidae
Product: RNA-binding protein 24
Cellular component (GO): nucleus; cytosol
Molecular function (GO): mRNA 3'-UTR binding
Source: RefSeq, a predicted model, not a curated record
UGAUACAAAACGGUGUUUGCCGAAAAUAUUCGCGGGUACUUAUCUACUUCGGUCGAGUAGUCCAUAUUCUGGACGUGUGCAUCGUCGUGUCUCGUGUUUCUCUUCAUACAAACGCGUAGAUUUCACGCGCGGUCGGAAGAUCCCUCCUAACCUUGGUGUAUAAUACUGUUUGUGUAUCAUUACAUUUGGGAUUAUCACUAUACAGUAGAGUGCAACACAGACGUACAUACAUACGUAGUGCAACAACAGGAAGGACGUUUCCGUGUCCUAAAUGCUGCACGGCUCGCGGCGUUAUUAACGUUGACCGAAGUAUCAAAGAACGUGUCAAGAUUGAGCAAGUCGUCGUCCCGUCCGGCGGUGAUCUCGCCAAAAUUUGGAGGAUGCUGAUGCCGGGUGCCGCGGGUCUCGGUGUGGGCGCUGUGGGUGCUGUAGGCACCGUGAGUGCCCCAGCACCCGAAGACUUGGUGCAAGGACUGGGGGCACUCGCCGGUACCACGCCGCAGCAAAAGGACACGACAUGGACAAAACUCUUCGUUGGUGGUUUACCCUAUCACACCACUGACAAAAGCCUUAGGGAACACUUCAAUGUUUACGGAGAUAUCGAGGAGGCGGUUGUCAUCACGGACAGACAAACUGGGAAAAGCAGAGGCUAUGGCUUUGUAAUUAUGGGAGAUAGACCAGCAGCGGAGAGAGCAUGCAAAGAUCCCAAUCCUAUUAUCGAUGGUCGCAAAGCAAACGUUAAUUUGGCCAUUCUUGGAGCUAAACCCAGGGGUAACUUGCAAACGACAUUCCCGUUCGCUGCAGGCAUCCGGGCUGGUUAUCCAGCAGUACUUCCCGGACAAUACGGGGUACCACCGGGUUACGUGUAUCAAUCACCCUACCUGGCGGCUGCGGCGCCAGGUGGUCUAGUACCACUUCCGACGACACAGUUGAGCCACGCAGCCGCCGUCGCCGCGGCAUCGCAGUUCUACGAGUACCAGAAUGCGGCGGCAGCCGCCGCGACCUAUCCGGGCACCUCGUACAACUUCGCCGAGGCGUAUCCGUACACCACCGCGGCUGCGGCUGGUACGUGUUUGAAUAGUGUCCAGAGCAAGGGUAGCAACUAUCCGCUACACCAUCACCACCACCACCACCACCACCAGCAGCAACAGCAAAACGGACCCGGUGCGACGUUGGCGCAUCAGCAACGGUCGGAGAAAGCUCUCCUACCGCAAUUUCUGCCGUCCGUGCUGCGUGAUUAUGCUAAUGCCGCGGCGGGUUACGUGGCGCCAUACACAUAUGCAACUUUGCCAGGUGCUGCAGGAUUGCCAGCAGCGGCAGCGGCGGCGGCAACGGCAGCUGGAGCGGCUUUCCCGGGUUUACCGUACCAGACAACACCUCAGGAGGCAAGAUUGCAAUAAAAGUUUAACAUUAGACCGCCACAAGAUGCUUGCCAGCUAAGCCUUCUGUAAGAAACGUAAAGCUGCGCGAAAAACAUUCAAUCCUCGAUUAUAUAACCUUCGAGGAUCAGCUCAUCAUCUUCCUCGUUAUUAGUUAUUCUUCGAGAUUUCUAUGUUCCUGAUCACGUCUCGCGAACGUAUCGAAAUGCUGUCCGCGAGUACUGCAAGAGGCGAAAAGGAAGAGUUUCCGAUGAAACGACAAACCCGUCACAGCGCUCCGCAACUUCCCGCUAAGUCGAUUAAUCUUUACUCUUCCGUUUUCGCCUCCCCGAUCUAAUAUCUUCCUCCCCCUGCUUCUACAGAGCCGACACUGGCGCGUUCAGUGUAUCGCGAAAUCUUUAGAAAGGAUACCAACGACUUUUAGAAUUACGAUUAUAAUGAUAUAAUAAUUAUUUAUAACGAGCUCGCUCAUUUGGCAAAAUGAUCCUCGACAUGCGAACGAUUCGAAAUUCGAGAGCCGAAAAAGAGGCUUACUAAGUACUUUGGUCUAUAUUCGAAAACUAUGUGCGCAAAUAGUUUACUACAGGCGUUUGAACAUAAUGUUUUGUAUUUUAACAGCAUAUACAACAGCACAUUUUAAGAUAUUGUACAACAGAGCAAUAUAUCGAAAUGUACGUUAUAAUUUUUAAAACAUAACAUUUAAACUUAUAGAAUAUUAGAACAUCAUGUAUGUAUUUUAGUGGUUCCUAAAUCGAACGUAUCGCUCGCGCAACAACUUCUGUAUUUCAAACGGUAUCGUCCAAGAAACUUCUCUUCAGAAAAUAUUCAUAGCUCUGACACCCGAUAUGUCUUCGACAAAGUUAAUUGAAUGCGCUAAAAAUAUCAACGGAGAUUAAUGUGAGAACUCUGAAAUAAUUUUAGAACCAGCUGGUACGAUCAGAGAUACGCAUUUCGAAAAGAAUGUGUUUUAAAUUUUAAGUAAAUUUUAAGUACAUAGAUCUUAAAAAUGUAAUGAUAAACAAGAUUUCUAGUAUUGUAAGUUGUUAAGUUAUAUUUUCAUGCUUUUCCCGAUGAAAUAAAUUGAAAAAAAAAAAAACGCGUUUAUCUGUAACGAAUCAAGUUUUAGGAUAACGCUUA